UAAACACUUCACUUCCGCAUUCGGUUGCGAGAGAACGGACAGACAGCACGUCUUCGCUUUACUCACUUAAAAUCACUUUUGUCAAAUAUUACUGCAAUAUUUCUGUCUGAAAAUGUCGAGAAGUGCAGGCACACUUCAGACUACGCACCAGGCGACGUAUGUUCCGCCUCGAAUGAUGCCAGGGUACAAAGGGCAUUGUCCAACCACAAAGUUUGACUACGGCGAAACGUACGGCAAUGCUACCGCCAAGUAUUUCCAGGACUACCGCUCGGAAACACUGAACCAGAGCAAGAGUAACUACGCCAAAGGCGGCCAAUUCCCGACAGUCUACACCCACAAUCCCGACCUAGUCAUCCAUGCUAGGGACCGGACACGUGAACAGUGGCGGACAGCACCGAAAUAUGAAUUGACCAAUGUCAAUUACGACCGCAAAGAAGAGAUCAACAAAUUUGACAAACUUGCCCAGGAGCACCGCCAGCAUUACAAAGACAGGACGGGCACGGUGCAACGCGUCAACGAGUUCUUGAUCCCAAAGAGUGCAGAGGACAUGUACAGACAAGAUGUCAAAUCAGCUGAGGAAGAUGUGAAUAUUGAGUCUGAGGCCAAACUGAAGAAGAUGCUGAACAAACCGGUCAUGAGAGCACCCAAGACAACCUCCACCAACAGCCGGACUUCUACGGUCCGAGACCGUGCAAUGAGAGAUGUUGUCUUUGAGUCCAGAUAAUUUGUGUUAUUUCUUUCCCAUUUUUAAAUUUAGUACAUGUUUAAUUUGGUGGGGUUUUUUUUUGGGGGGGGGGGAGGGGGGACACGGUUUGACACGGGUGGAAAGUAUUCCCACAAUGCAUCAUGGCCUCCAUAGAAAUUGAAGUAAUAUUCGGGAUGACACAAGUACAUGUACAUCUAAAUGUACAAAAAUGUACACAUGUAACAUUAAUUUGAUUGUAAAUGUUUGAUGAUUCAACUGAAAAUUAUGAUGAAAUCCCAUGAGAACUGAAGAAAUUGUACAUCUGUGUAAAUUGUACUUUUUUCUACAGUAUAGAUACAGUUUGUACAUGUACAAAUGUACAUGCAAUAUUUACAAUGUAUCUGGUGAUGAUUUUAUCCGCAAUACUUGAGAUUUUAUGCAGGGAACUUGAUUUUGGAGAUUUAUGAAAAGGUGAAUUGUUUUUUGGAGCAAUAUGCAAAAUAAUUUCAAACCUACAUACUGUAUCUGUUUUUCAAACCCAAGCAAUUUCGCAUUGUUGAUAAUCAUUGGGGUUCUCACAAACUGAAAUUAGAAUUUGUGGUUAAUGGUGUUGUUAAACCAAUAUCAUAUAAGAAAUAAUUCUUGAUAUUCUUUUCUGUACAGGUUUUAAACAAUAAGAGUGUGAUUUAAUCGAUUUAUGGGAUUGUUUGCGUAUUUUAUUGGGGAUUUAUGUUUUUCAGGAUAUCUUAACUAAGAGUGUUUGUAAUUCAAAUUGAUAUGGAAUAAAGUUGAAUGAAGCCUGCACUGACUUGUAA
This is a messenger RNA of Patiria miniata (bat star), 1500 nucleotides long. Its product is annotated as protein FAM166C A-like. The record is from RefSeq and is a predicted model, not a curated record. The coding region runs from base 113 to 724 and encodes 203 amino acids. The transcript has 4 exons. NCBI's taxonomy places the organism in Eukaryota, Metazoa, Echinodermata, Asteroidea, Valvatida, Asterinidae.